UACAGAGAAUUGAGCACAAUACGGUUUUGCUGUAAUUCAUUGAAUUGCUCUGCGUCAAUUGUCUGUGUCAUCAAUAGUAGAUAAUGUCAGCUUCAAGAAGUGAAUUGUGCGAAUGGGCCAAAUUGGCUGAGCAGUGUGAGAGGUACGACGACAUGUGCUCUAGAAUGAAGUCUUUGGUGGAAUCCUUAGCCGACGAUACGGAUUUGUCUACCGAGGAGAGAAACCUUCUCUCAGUCGCCUACAAGAACAAAGUGGGCGCUAAACGAUCCUCAUGGCGAGUCAUAAGUAGUAUGGAACAGAAAAAAUCAGAGAAUAAAGAGCUAGCAACCGAUUACCGAGGUGUAAUUGAGAAAGAGCUUGAUAGCGUUUGUAAUGAAGUCCUUACAUUACUUGAAGACAAAUUGAUAAAGAAGGCAACUGAAACAGAUGCUAAAGUGUUUUAUCUCAAAAUGAAAGGAGAUUACUAUCGCUAUCUUGCUGAGGUGCAGAAUAAAGACAAUAGGGAUACGGUAGUAUCUAAUGGUUGCGAAGCUUAUAAGAAGGCUCAGGAAGAGGCGGAAAAUUUACCUGUGACCCAUCCAAUUAGGCUUGGGCUUGCCCUUAACUUCUCUGUCUUUUACUACGAGAUUAUGAACGAUAAUGAGGAGGCUUGCAAGCUUGCAAAAAAAGCUUUUGACGAUGCCAUUGCCGAGCUGGACACACUGAAAGAGGAUAGUUACAAGGAUAGUACCCUCAUAAUGCAACUACUUCGUGACAAUCUCACGCUCUGGACAACUGAUAUUGACAAUCAGCAAGAAGGUGGUGAUGACGAUUAAGUCUAAACUUGCUACUUGACUCAGAAACCUUCAUUUGAUAUUUUUAAAAUUAUUUCUAAUACAAUGUAACAUUAGAAUGAAAAUAAUUAAUGAUAAUAGAUUUAAAAUAGUAGGCGUACUUUAGAAAAUAAAAACAAAUUAUUUCCA
Amphimedon queenslandica is the source of this 962-nucleotide messenger RNA. Its product is annotated as 14-3-3 protein homolog 2-like. The coding region runs from base 84 to 815 and encodes 243 amino acids. NCBI's taxonomy places the organism in Eukaryota, Metazoa, Porifera, Demospongiae, Haplosclerida, Niphatidae. The record is from RefSeq and is a predicted model, not a curated record. The transcript has a single exon.